Moesziomyces antarcticus is the source of this 2730-nucleotide messenger RNA. Its product is annotated as WD40 repeat-like protein. The transcript has a single exon. Gene Ontology annotation, biological process: autophagy of mitochondrion; protein localization to phagophore assembly site; nucleophagy. Gene Ontology annotation, molecular function: phosphatidylinositol-3-phosphate binding; protein binding; phosphatidylinositol-3,5-bisphosphate binding. Gene Ontology annotation, cellular component: extrinsic component of membrane; cytosol; phagophore assembly site membrane. The record is from RefSeq and is a predicted model, not a curated record. NCBI's taxonomy places the organism in Eukaryota, Fungi, Basidiomycota, Ustilaginomycetes, Ustilaginales, Ustilaginaceae. The coding region runs from base 1 to 2730 and encodes 909 amino acids.
AUGCAUCUUCCACGACAUACGAUCGAGUCACAUGCCGCUGCUCCUCUCUUCGAGCAUGCAAGCUUCUGCUCCCCAGAUAUCUCCAUCUUCCGCGAUCGGCCGCCAGAGGAUCACGCAUCGACCAAUGCUUCACCCUCGACUUCCGAGCUUGCCCAGCCGGCCGUCUUCGCUUGUGCCACCCUCAAUGGCUUUCUCGUAGCUCAGUCCGACCCAGUUAAGCUCGCCGCUAACAGGUCCUGGUCCAGUGCACAGGGCGGUCUGUCUCACGCUGUGCCCGUCUCCCAUUCCUCUCUCCUCUUGCUCGUCGGCGGUGGAAGAGUACCACGCUUCGCCCCGAACAAGGUCAUCCUGUGGGACGAGGCAGCAGAGUAUAUCCCCUCACAGCCCGAUCCGGAAUCUCAUCACGCCGACUCUGACGACGAAGAUGACGACCAUUCCAGCUCCUUCCCCUCGAGGCGCGCAUCCACCAUCUUUUCGGCUGGUUCCGAGUUCGACGCAUACGGCAGAGCUCCUUCAGCCGAAUUCGAGAAUGUCCAACCGCCAAUCUCAUCCGAACAGUCAUCACCUCGCCCUCCCAGCAUGGACGACUCCGUGAAGUCGUUGUCGGAUCUCGAUCAUAUCCAGCACCGCACCGGACCAGCUGCUGGCAGUUCAUCCCGCUCUGCUGCCGAAUCCGGCUCUUCAGUCGAUCAAAGCAUGCUCGCGAGCUCUCUCGGCAUCGGUCGGCUACAAUCAUCGUAUCUUUCCGAUACCACCGAUCGUGACGCACAGUCGUCCGUGCAAUUCAGCCGCGACUCUCCCAAUCUCACUGCCUCAAGCCACUCACACGCCAUCAUGGCCAGCUCCGCAAAUCUCGCAGACCCUUUCGCAGAGGACGAGGCGCUCCCACCUCACUUGUCGCCAGAGCACAAUGCUCGCCCCGGCUCCUUCACUUCAUCAGAAUAUCACGCCAGCUCUCAUGCUCAUGCGUCCAGGGUCGAAAGCGCUACUUCGUCUCGUCAAUUCCGACCGACUUCGGCCGCACACAGAGACCGCGCGGAUGGCCUCGGCCUCAUCGAUUCGGUCUCUAGCAUGGCAACCACCGACACCCAUGCAACCGCAAAACGUCCCCCUCGCGUCCUACGAGGUCGCGAGGUUGCAGAACUCGAAUUCAGCGAGGUCGUUCGAGGCGUCUAUGCUACCACCAUCCACACCACCAAACCACGCUCUCGCCAUCCAACCAGUAAAGGCAAGGCCCGAGCCACAUCAGGCGCAGCAUCUCCUCUCAAUCGAGAGGCUGAACCUGGUUUCUGCGUCGUCCUUGUCGUCCUGCUUGCCACCAGAGCCAUCGUCUUCGAACUCUUGCCGCCGUCGACCGCGCCAACGCUUGGCGGCCGUCCCACUUCGUCCGCGUGGAGUAUAUCGAAGCGAGCCGUCGCCCAGACGCACAAGAACCCAAAGGGUCUCGGCUCGGUGGCGCCUCUGUACCUGCACACGCCUCCGGGCACGGUAUCGCAACCCAGCGCCGUGGUUGCGCUGCCUGGACGCCAGAAGGGACACGUACAGCUCUUGCUCAUCCACUUAGGCAUGACGCACGUCGAUCAGUCUCGGCCCGCCUCGGUCCCGGCACCACCUGUCGGCGCAUCUACCAUCAUCGUAGCUCACGAGGCUUCCCUCGCUGCGCUUGCCUUGAGCCCAGAUGGUCGUCUCCUGGCAACUGCCUCCUCCAAAGGCACUCUCAUUCGCAUCUGGUCUCACAAUAUCGGGCAAAGUGACGGCACUGGUUCGCGAAACAGUCGCGCUUCUCCGCACGAGCCAAAGUCAAACGCACCAGGCAGGACCGGGGUCGGUGCCACACUAGCACGCGAGCUGCGCCGGGGCACCGAUCCAGCUACCAUCCUGAGCAUCGCCUUUGCGCCUGACGCCUCGAUCGUGGCUGCCGCAAGCGACAAGGGAACGAUCCACAUCUUCUUGCUUUCUCAGCCCGGAUCCAUGGCGCCGGCCGACGAUGCAACCGAGCUGCCCAGAUCGCAGGCAUAUUCGACGACUCGCGCCUCCAACCUGGGCCGAGUCGCCGCUAGCUAUCUACCCGCAGGCCUCGGCAACCUCGCAGGCCAAAUCCCGCCAUCGGUGCUGCCCCAGUACCUCAAGUCAGAGUGGAGCAGCGCCCAAUUUCGCAUUCCCCUCAAGACGUUUGGAUCCGCCUCGCGCCACUCGUCGGCAUCGGCACAAGGCGACGAAUCUGGUAUCUACGGCUCAAACGCUCCAAGAAGCACCACGCUCGGUACCGAGAAGUCUACCGAAGGCGCUUGGGCGCACAUGCGUAGCCGCAUAAGCGACAUCCGCAAGGGUGAAGCCAACGUGGACGAAAAGAUGUUCUUGUGCUGGGUCGAAGAAGCAGCCCAAUUGCCAGUCACAGUGACCAAAGGUAAAGCGUCGGCGCAGCCCUCUUCCAGGUCCGAACAUGCAUCUCGGCCGCGUCCACUGCACACGUCAAAGGAUAAUCACGAUGGCCCCAACCCCGAAUCGCCGUACCGCUUUCACCUCGUCGUUCUAACGACCUCGGGCGGGUGGUACAAGCUCGCGAUCCAUCCACCACAAUCGAAUGCCAGCGAGGACGCAUCAGGCUCCACCGUGCUAGGCAUGUACCGCCGGGAGUCGAAGCGCGCAACUGACAAGCCCAAGCCGCUGGAAUGCGAACUGCUCGAGUUUCGCCCCAUGGCGGCGAUGCUGGACGGAUGGAGAGCAUGA